ACCCGCCCUCGCCCGGGGACCCAGGGUGCGCGGACGGCCUGGGAGCGUGCGUGGCUCCGUGGUCAAGUGCUGCAUCCCGGCGCCCAAGCACGGAGCUCCUGGGGAGGGGAGGGGGAGCGGGACAUCCCCGAAGGCCGCCUCGCGGGAGGCGGGGAGGCUGCCGGGUGCACUGGGAGGGCGGGGAGCCCGCGGGAGGAGGCGGGCUGGGGGAGUGGGGCGGGCGGCGGGGAGGGAGCAGGAGCCAGGCAAGAAAGUAGCAGAAAGUGAGGCUGGCAGGCGGCGGCAGAGGCAGGAAGUCUUUGCCGGAGAGCAGUAGAAAUUAGAGCCAGGGAGGGACCGCGGCGGCAGCAGCCAAGGCGAAAGAGGAAACUGCCGAAGAGGAAGCUCUGCGGCAGCCCGAGCCUCCCUGCGCUCCGCAUCCUCCCGCUCCGCAUCCCGGCGCCGGGCAUCCCCCGGAGCCCGCGCCGCGCCUCCGGCGCCCCUUCCCCAGCGCAACCCUCGGCCGCCCUACAGCAUUAGUCUGCCAUGGCCCGGGAGAACGGCGAGAGCAGCUCCUCCUGGAAAAAGCAAGCAGAAGACAUUAAGAAGAUCUUCGAGUUCAAGGAGACCCUCGGAACUGGGGCCUUUUCUGAAGUUGUUUUAGCCGAGGAGAAAGCUACUGGGAAGCUCUUCGCAGUGAAGUGCAUCCCGAAGAAGGCGCUGAAGGGCAAGGAGAGCAGCAUCGAGAACGAGAUUGCCGUGCUUAGAAAGAUUAAGCAUGAAAACAUUGUUGCCUUGGAAGAUAUUUAUGAAAGCCCAAAUCACCUCUACCUGGUCAUGCAACUUGUGUCUGGUGGAGAACUCUUCGAUCGGAUAGUGGAGAAGGGGUUUUACACAGAGAAAGAUGCCAGCACUCUCAUCCGCCAGGUCCUGGAUGCCGUAUACUAUCUCCACAGAAUGGGCAUUGUCCACAGGGACCUCAAGCCGGAGAAUCUCUUAUACUACAGUCAAGACGAGGAGUCCAAAAUAAUGAUCAGUGACUUUGGCUUGUCGAAAAUGGAGGGCAAAGGAGAUGUGAUGUCCACGGCCUGCGGGACCCCAGGCUAUGUUGCUCCGGAAGUUCUCGCCCAGAAACCGUACAGCAAAGCUGUGGACUGCUGGUCCAUCGGGGUGAUCGCCUAUAUCUUGCUCUGUGGUUACCCUCCUUUUUAUGAUGAAAAUGACUCGAAGCUGUUUGAACAGAUCCUCAAGGCAGAAUAUGAGUUUGAUUCCCCCUACUGGGAUGACAUCUCCGACUCUGCCAAAGACUUCAUUCGGAAUCUGAUGGAGAAAGACCCAAAUAAAAGAUACACUUGUGAGCAGGCAGCUCGACACCCAUGGAUUGCUGGUGACACAGCCCUUAGCAAAAACAUUCACGAAUCUGUCAGUGCCCAGAUCCGGAAGAAUUUUGCAAAGAGCAAAUGGAGACAAGCGUUUAACGCCACGGCAGUCGUGAGACAUAUGCGGAGGCUCCAGCUUGGCAGCAGCCUGGACAGUUCAAAUGCAAGUGUCUCAAGCAACCUCAGUUUGGCCAGCCAAAAAGAUUGUCUGGCACCUUCCACGCUCUGUAGUUUCCUUUCUUCUUCGUCGGGGGUCGCAGGAGUCGGAGCUGAGAGGAGACCCAGGCCCACCACUGUGACAACAGGGCACACUGGAAGCAAGUGACCCGGCUCUGGAGGUGGAACCCAGGGGGCAGGGCCGGGGAAGGAGAAGCCCCUGGCCGGAGCAGCUCCUGCAUCAGAAACCCCACCCACCCUGCAUGGUGCACCUGCAUAGGACUGGAAGAUAGAAGGUUUUUUAUGGCCAUAUUUUAUACUGCAAUUCUGAUGUGUUCAUUUCUCACAAACUGUACUGACUGACUCAAGGGGAGCUGGCGUCACGGGAUCUGGUGCUGUAUAUAAGAAUCUUGCAAAGCUCUAACUGAAUGGACCUUCUUGCUCCCCUCCCCCAACUCCACCACUUCCGCUCUCUCAGUGUAGGCAGCCGUCUAGGGUGUAUUUUUUUCAUGGAAAAAAAAAUCAAGGUUUCAACUGGAUUAUUUAAAUAUUGGUACAUGUUGUGCAUUAGGAAUUAUUUUUUUUCUUUUGAGAUGUGUCCUUUUGAUCUCUGUUAGUUACAUGACCUCUAUCAUUUGCUCUUUAAUAUUAGUUUUACGUUAACCUUUAAGAGAUUUUUUUCCCCUCCCAGAAGGGUUAAAGGGUAUUUUUUACGAAUUCUAAGAGGAUCAAGAAUCUGUGUCCACUUCUAAGAGUGCACUUGUUACUUGUGUUCCAUUGCUCCCAGUCCCUUCUUCCAGAGGUCACCCCAACAGCUGUGCCGGGCUGGCUUCUCGCAGGGUGGCUUUUGGCAGGGAACCAGCAGAAACCGUACAGGCAGCUUCCCCUGAGAACUGCUUACCAACCACAGAAGAUAGAAGCUUGUUUCCUCCACUCUGAACUUCAGGCUCCACAUUACAGGUGAACCGCACUCCGGGAACGGGAUUCCCCACAGUGCCAAGAGUUAGGAGCCUCCCUUGAAGAAGGGACGGACGGACUGCCAUCUUGUUUUUUAAAUGAACCACACGCAGCCCUCAAUUCUCAUGGGGGAUGAUAGAUGAAACUCUGUUCUCAGCUAUGCACUUUUAAAACGAAUCUCUUUAUCUAUUUUAAUUUUUUAAAAUUCAUUUCUAAUAGUACCCUUCAAAUGGCCUAUACCACACACUUUCUCCCCAACAUUUUUACCCUGUUCUCUCAUGAGCAUUACCCGAGAGAGGGGACAGAAAUGACCUUGAAGAAGAAACCUUUUAUUUUAGGUGGAAAGGAAAAUCGCAUCAAAUGAGCAGAAUACUGCCCAUCCCAGAGAUGGCUAACUCAGCAAGAUCCAGCUGGUUGGUGCACAAGCCUUCCCUUACAUCGGAGGAAUCUAAAACUGACGGGACCUGUGGUAGUCAGGCUAUUGUGCAUCCUGGUUUAACAGGGACUGAAGGAUUUUCCAGGAAGUGGAACUUGAAGGCUAAAGUCAGGAAUGUCCAUCUCAUUGACCCACAUGCACAGAGGGUAGAUAUGGAGGAAGAGCAGGCCCAAGCAUAGUCCAGGGCAAACAUUCUCCACGGAGGCUCUUGGAGAGCAAGGCAGGUCGUUCAAAGGCAGUUUUGCCAACGGUUCCCUUCAGCUCUCAUGUCUGUCUAAAGCCUGAGCCUCAUCUGCAGUCAACUGUAGCCUGCCAAGAUGGACUGUGACAGGUCUCCCUCAUGACUCAGGGGCUGUCAUCUCAGGCUGUUGUCCUCAUGCCCUUUUUAUGUACUUGCCAGCCAUAGAAAUUCCUGCUGGACGAGUAAGUCAUUCUUGUCACCCCUACACUUUGCUCCCAGCCCUCUCCCAUGCGUGUACAUACACACACACACACACACACACACACACACACACACACACUGUCACUAGACAGGCAACUCUGCAAAGGACACUGUACAAGAUAUAUAAGAGCGAUUUCAAACUCAGACAUCUGGUAUACCCUGUUCUCAUGUGUAUCAAAUAAAUACAGACCAGGUAAAGAGAAAGCCCUAGUACAGGUACCUUGCAAUCAACCAUGCUUGGUUCAACCUUGACACAUCAGGUCUCCAUGUACUUGUAUAAGGCAGUGAUGGCCAGUGCCAGCCCAGUAGUAGGCAAGAUUGAACAUGCUGUCAGGAAGCCCGUGCAUGACAUCAUUUCCUACUGUUUCAAGAAGGGUGAAAAUAAAUGCCACUGGAAAGAGUCUUCUAAGAGUCAUCGUGGUCGAAAGCUAAAGUUUCGCUUCCACUUGAUAGUAUUAUAAAAUAAUAUAUGAGAACACAGAAUGGACUUAGUCUUAAGACCUGGAAGUGGGGGUGACAAAGUCUUAGCUCCCCCACUCUUCUCAGAGUCUGGAGACGUAAGCGGAGAAGUGCAGGACCAGUGUAAUGAAUGAACAUACCAGUGUGCUUGGCAGCACCGUGUGGCCAUACAGGCCCCCCUCUCAGACUGGGUUGCUAACACCAGUCUCUCCCCACACCUCCAUUAUAUUGCCUUUUCACAUUUGCUAGGCAAGUGGGCAUGCAUAUCCUUACUUGGUUAUGAAAUAUUGAAAUACUUCCAGGAGAGUCUCUCCCUCUGCUUCCUGCCUGUCCUCCCCCCAAGGUCCUGCCCUUUACCUAUACUUGAGGCAGAAAGAGCAGCUAAUACUCAUCCAAGACCAACCGUGAGUGGACGCUCUCACUACGUCUCCACAGAGCCAACAGCUUCUCAUUCUAAAGCAAGGGAUCCCUAGAGUUUGGAGCUUCAUGUUGGGGUUAGGAAGUGACAGAGGCAGUGGGAGGCUAGAGGGGCAGGGAAUGCCACAGAAUCCCUGAGGGCAUGGAGACUAGAGUGACUGAGAUAACAAUCCCAGUGUUGUAGGUAGCCUUUGUAACAAGCCCCAGCAAGGUUUUACCCCUUCCCACUGCCUCUAACCCAAAAGAGGCUCUGACGCCAAAAGAUCAGCUGACAUUCAUAUUUCUGUGUGAAAGAAAAGGACUAUGGAGAAGGUAUUUCGACAAACCAGAAGGUAUGGAUUCCUGCCCUCCACCUUGAUUCUGGGUCACUUCUCAACACUACCUUGAGUCUCCAGCCGUACCACUUUGAUUGUGACAGAUAUCAAUGAAGAUUCCUCCUUUUAAAAAAAAAAAAUAGCCACCUCCACUUGCACACCAACUGGUAGUCUAGAGACACUACCUCUCUUUAGGUAUCCCUAAGUGUGGUAUCUGGAAACACAGGAGUUGGCUCAGUGAAUCCCAGACUCUAUUUACCUAUUUAUGCUUUUUGUUUCUAUACUUCAGUACUGGAUAGCUUGUCGAUGGCAGAGAGAAUUGGCCUUUACACCACAGGCCAAGUACAACAUGGACACAGGAGAUGAAACCAAUUGGUCCUCUCAAGAGUUUUGACCCCCCUCCUAUAGGAUGCAAAACUUGAUAUGGUCAGAGUUCCUGGGUUUGAUGAUUUUUAGCAUGUUUAAACAUGUCUAAAGAACAGGACCCUGCCUCAAAAAACAAAAAAACAAAACAAAAUAAAAAAGAGCAGGAAAAGCCCACCCAGUGGAAAUGACUAUGGAUUUUAGAGCUUUAGGCUACUCAGAACUGUGACCAAAGCUGACUUUUCACACUGAGGAGACCAAACAGGUGCCAACACUCCAGGCUGCAGGCAGGAAGCUUAGGGGCAGAACCUCUCUGCCUUGAAGGGUUUGUGAAAAUGCUGUGCUGGGUUUUUCUGGGCCAUGAGGAAUGAAAGUGAAGAUAGGUGAAGGACAGCCCCUUCCAUGUCUUAUAACCAGAAAUCACUUUCCCCAGGGUUGCAUAACCACUUACUUCCAGCAAGUGAGAUGUGGGGCCCCCCUUGCAUGUCCUCCAAAACCAGUGCCCAUCCCUUCUCACACUCUGACAACUUCCCUUUCCCUUAACCACAUUCCAGACCAAACACUGUUCAGUUUGUUUCCAAAAUUAAAAACCAAUGUAUAUAUCUGUAUGUACUCCACUGCUCUGUAGGGGGUUUCCUGGUCCUAGGGUGGGGCUGCAGGCAGAAAAGGUAUUCCAAUCCUUUGGUUUUCAGAAUUGAACGUUUUGAAGUGAUUUGCUUGGUUGGUUGGGGUUUUUUUAAUUUUGUUUUUCAAGCUAAGCUGGGAAAGUAGAUUUUGAAAGGCAAACUUCCUUCCUGGAAACUCCACAAACAUUUCUGUGCGGAAGAGUUAGUUUGAAAUCUUCAACUCUGGGAGGUAGGCAAGUCUAAAAGACAAGGAAGAAGAGGAAAAGCCACAUCCCAUCUACCAGGUCCCUUCUUGGUGGUCUCAAUGCAUGAACGUCUGUCUGCAGCUCUGGUGUGUGCACAGGAACCUAGCCCCACUGUGAAGACAGCCCUGCAUGCUGGCCACAGCCUGGCCUGCCUUCUCCCAGCAGAAUCUUCAUAAUCAUCAGGGAGGCCUUCGCCCUGCGCAGACUUCCCUGUGAACUCCAGUGGGAGCAGCUCAGCUUGUGGCUUUAUGGGUUCUACUUCUGCAAACCCAAAGGCUGUGCAUUUGGAAGCCAAAUAUUCAGUUCAGCAUGUGGCUGCCAAGUCUGGUUUUGUGGACAAAGCAAACUGUGCAAUGGCUUCUCUGUGUCUGUAUUUUUCUAAGCCAAAGGGACGAACUAUUGCAUUGACAUCCUGCCCCCUGUACUAAAGCUGCUUCCGCAGUCUCCAUGACCAUUCUUAACCUUUUUUGUCUCUGGGGGGAUUUGUCAUAUAAUUACUAUGUCCUCUGAUGUUUUACCAAACUGUGUUGCUUAUAGGUGAUUUUAUUUUCCUUAUGGAUGGGAAAAACAGAAAAUGAGAGACAUCUUUGAGGCUUUAGUCAAAGACAUCACUCAAAAGUUCCAAACACUAGUUAACUUGUUUCUCAAUAGGAAAAAAAUCUUAGUUUGGAUAGACAAUGAUUCUGAGGCCCUCCUGAAUAACCCUGCACUUUAGAAGACAACACCCUGGGGCAGAGCUGGCAGUGAGGCUACAAAAGAGGGGGUGGUGGUGAGGAAGGGACUAGAACAUCAUCUCGGAUGUUUGUCCCACACUACAGGAGCUGCAGCUCUUCUUGACAGGCACUUGGCCAUUUCAGGGCAACGUAAGGCUCUGUCCAGUGUUACAGCAGCAGGGCUGCAUGUUUCAGAGAACAUUUAUCUUAGCCCACAUUUGGGUGAGAAGACACCAAAGGUAUAUUCUGCCCAGAAUAUUGGAAUAAUGUCUAAAUUGGCUUCUGUAGCUAUUUAUACAUGAUAUAAUUUGUCUCCAUUCAGCUCUCUCCCAAUGAUGGGCAUGUUUUCCCAACAGUUUCCAUCAAGUCCAGGAUUGGCCCACUCAUUAUUACCAGGCUUGCGAUUGGUUUGGUUUUGGUUUUUGGUUUUUUGGGUUUUUUUUAAAUUAUUAUUAAAAACAUGCUUAUCCAAAAAAUAAAAAAAUAAAGUAAAAAAAAAAAAAGUAAAAGAAGGGAAACUGUGCAUUUAUCCCAUGCAUGUAGUAAACUCUGCAAGAAGUUUAACCCCCAUAAGUUUGCGGCACUGCAAAAUUGUUCAUGGGUCUAUGUAGCAAAUGAUUCUCUGCCUUGACAAUCAUGUAUACAUAUCGAUUUCUAUCAUAAUGAUAAUGAGAUUGGUGACUUCUUGUUUUCCUCCAAUAAAGAGAAUUAAUCACCUUUGGA
Messenger RNA from Mus musculus (house mouse), 7209 nucleotides. It is a transcript of the gene Camk1d, whose product is annotated as calcium/calmodulin-dependent protein kinase ID. Gene Ontology annotation, biological process: positive regulation of phagocytosis; regulation of dendrite development; regulation of granulocyte chemotaxis. Gene Ontology annotation, cellular component: nucleus; cytoplasm. NCBI's taxonomy places the organism in Eukaryota, Metazoa, Chordata, Mammalia, Rodentia, Muridae. Gene Ontology annotation, molecular function: ATP binding; protein serine kinase activity; calcium/calmodulin-dependent protein kinase activity. The coding region runs from base 526 to 1683 and encodes 385 amino acids. The record is from RefSeq and is marked validated. The transcript is spliced from 11 exons.